Molecule: messenger RNA, 2254 nt
Organism: Gavialis gangeticus (Gharial)
Lineage: Eukaryota; Metazoa; Chordata; Crocodylia; Gavialidae
Gene: METTL25
Product: methyltransferase like 25
Exons: 13
Coding region: 86-1936 (616 amino acids)
Source: RefSeq, a predicted model, not a curated record
GGCGCGCGCCGCUCACGUCAUCACUGCGCGCCCCGCGACACGGAUUAGCCCGGCGGGAGGCAGGCGGAGUGCAGCGGAGGCCACCAUGCCGCGCUCUGGGGGCUCCCUGCCACCCGAGCCGGGCGCGGAGGCGGUGGGCCGGAGGCUGCGGCGGGCGGCGCAGUUCCUGGCGCGGGCGCUGUCGCUGAGCCGCGCGCACACGGUGGACUUCUACACGCGCGGGCUCUGGGCGCAGCUGGUGGCGCUGUCGCCGGACGCGGUGCUGCACGCGCUACGGAAGCCAGGCCCCCUCUGGCUGCAGCGCCCCCUGCAGGAGGCCGCCGGCGCCGCCGCUGCCGGGCCCGGGGAUGACUGCGAAUUUUCCACUGUAUUCUGUGAAAAGACUCAAAAGCUGGUCAACAUGCAGGCCUUUGUCUUGGCUGCUAAAUACCAUUCUGCACCAGACCUUGAAGUGUGUACCCCAUUAGAACAGAUGCUUGAAGCACUAAAUGGAAAGCAAGAAGGAAGAUCUGAGAUGAAAACAGAUGAAUUUAUGAAUGAUAAGAAAUCUCAUGAAGUUCAGGUGAUGUCACAGUUAGUAGACAGUAUUGCAGAUUUUUAUGGCAUCAAGCAGGUUAUUGACCUGGGUUCUGGAAAAGGCUACCUGAGUUCCUUUUUGUCCAUGCAGUAUAACCUAAAGGUUUAUGGAAUUGAUUCCUCAAGCACCAAUACUCAUGGAGCUAACGAACGGAAUAGGAAAUUGAAGAAACACUGGAGAGCCUAUCAAAGUCGGGCAAAAACAGGUGUCAAAGGCCAAGUGUUGGAAGAGGCAAAGAAAGGGCCAGUGGAGGAUGAAAUGAAAUGUAAAUCAAGUAUCAAUGAGGACCUCUUAAAUGCUAACAACCAUCUUCACGGUGAGGAUCAUCUGGCUACUUCAGCUUCAAUUUCUCUGGAAAGUGCUGGCGUUUUCACAGACUCUGCAAUGUCUAGAACUAGCAAACAAACUGAACUUCAUGGAGUGGCACAGCUACAGUCUUAUAAGAACAAACUUGCUGAAAAUGCCUUUUCUAUUAUGAACAUCCUGCCUAGUGAUGCUAUAGAAGGUACUUCUUCAUCCAAAAAUAACUACCUAGAGCUCUCUGAAGAUGAAAAAGAACAAAGAAAAAUGGCCUCCAUCAAGGCCAGAGCAAGCAAGUCAAAUGAAUCAAACAUUUAUUUUCCAUUGACCUCAUAUAUCACUGCGGGAACAGAACUCUCUGACAUCAUUACAGAUCUAGAGGACUGCAUAAUGGUGGGUCUACAUACAUGUGGAGAUCUUGCUUCAAAUACACUGCGAAUUUUUACUGCUACGCCUGAAAUCAAGGCAGUUUGUAGUGUGGGCUGCUGCUACCAUCUGUUGUCAGAACAGUAUGAAAACCAAAAAGAUUGCACGGUGGAAACAUGGGGGUUUCCCAUGUGCCAGUAUUUAAAGGAAGAGCACUGGUGCUGUGGUCGCAAUGCUAGAAUGUCAGCAUGCUUGGCUUUGGAACGAGUUGCAGUUGGCCAAAUGCUGCCUACAGAAUCUUUGUUUUAUCGAGCUGUUCUACAGGUUAUUAUAGAAGAAUGUUAUGGUGUCACCAAAAGCGAUCAUCAUGUUGGGAAAAUUUUCUCCAAAUCUUCCUCCUUCCUGGAUUAUGUCAGAAAGUCUCUGAAGAAGCUUGAACUGGAUGAGUCAAAGCUCCCAGACAGCCGUAUAAUGGAUUACUAUGAAAAAUACAGGCCUAGAAUGAAUGAGCUGGAAGCAUUUAAUAUGUUGAAAGUUGUUCUGGCUCCCUGUAUAGAAAUGUUGAUACUCCUGGAUCGUCUUUGCUACCUCAAAGAGCAGGACAACAUUGCCUGGUCUGGACUGGUGAAGCUAUUUGAUCCUGUGAAAUCCCCCAGAUGCUAUGCAGUUAUUGCUCUGAAGAAACAGCAGUGAUUUAAAGUUGAAGCAAAUUGUAGAUAGGUUUAAAGCUGCCAACUUGAUAUCAUUACUACCUUUUAACCUCACUUUUAUCAUUUUAAGUUAUUAUCCGAGUACCAGGGUACUGUAUAUUCCACAGUUGUUUUGUUUUUACCUGAAAAAAUAAAGCAUUGAAUGCAUAUAUGAAUUAUUUGGAAAUAUAUCAAAAGCAAAGCCGUAUCAAAGAUAUUUUAAAUGUCACUAUUACUUUACUAAGAUACAGUUAAGAAUUAAUUUUCACAGAAAAAAAUAGGGAUAUAUAUCCUACAAUUAAAUUUCUUUUAGCAAAAUUGA